Molecule: messenger RNA, 5791 nt
Organism: Schistosoma margrebowiei
Lineage: Eukaryota; Metazoa; Platyhelminthes; Trematoda; Strigeidida; Schistosomatidae
Source: the annotation of a GenBank genome assembly
AUUAGCACGUUUUACAAACGAAUGCGUUACUGCCGAUAAGUAUUUAGUGGUCGUGGCUUCAUAAACAUGGGUUUGGGUGUGCCUAGCAGAAUUUGACACGAAGAUAUGGACAAGUGGCUGAAUCGAAGAAUUAACUCUUUUUCUGUUGACUCCUUGCAAUCGUGUUCAGUGAUCAAAGUUUGAGACGUUUGUACAAUUGAAAGAUCUCUUCUACAAAUACUCAAAGUUACUAUUAUCCUUUAUUUCACUGGAGUUACCGACUGGAAUUCUGUCGAAAAAUAUAUUGAACCUUUUACAGAUGUUGAUCAGGUGUUUCCAAUAAUAUAAUGGAGUGCAAAAGACAAUCUGAACUGGAACUUUUAGCCAAACUCGAGGAAAAAAAUCGAGCUCUUUUUUCAGAUGCUAAAGUCGUUCCAUCUUUACAUACUCGUCGGCGAGAAGGUUCUUUAUCAAGUAGCAUUUCCACUGGAUCUGGGCAGGAUGAUACACGAAGCAAUGGAACAUCUUCGCUGCAACUUAAUGGUCAUGCAACACAUGGGUCGUCGAAAUCGAGUAAUACUUCUGGAGUUUCGAUUCCUUUAAUGAUUGGUUGGACCGCUGGAGCGCCAAUUAGCAGUUCUAUUCGUGAACAGUGGGACUACGUGAUAAAUAAUUGGGAUCAAUGUUCGAAAAAGAAAUCCUAUGUUUCUGAUCUUAUUAAAAAAGGUGUUCCUGAUGAAUUUCGUCCAUUAAUUUGGCAACUAUACUGUGGAGCUUAUGAUUCAGCUGUUAAAAAACAUUAUCAUAAUUAUUUGUUAGUGAAUUCACCGGUUGAAAAAGCAAUCCGACGUGAUAUUGCCCGUACAUUUCCUAAACAUGAUUUAUUUAAAGAUGAAAACGGUUGUGGUCAAGAAAGCUUAUUCCGUGUAAUCAAAGCGUAUUCAAUUCAUGACCCAGAAGUGGGCUAUUGUCAAGGCUCAGCAUUUAUUGUCGGAUUAUUAUUAAUGCAGAUGCCUGAACUUAAUGCAUUCGCUGUACUUGUUCAAUUAAUGAAUGAUUAUCGACUUCGUGAAAUGUAUAAACCAUCUAUGAUGGAACUUGGCGUUUGUAUGUACCAGUUAGAACAAUUAAUUGCUGAUAAUUUACCCGAAUUGUAUACUCAUUUUCGUACACAAUCAUUUGCACCAAGUUUAUAUGCAUCAGCAUGGUUUUUGACAUUGUUCUCUACUAUUCUACCUAUACCAUGUGCUACACGUGUUAUGGAUUUUUAUAUUGUUGAGGGCCUUCAAUUCAUAUUUAAAUUGGCUUUAUCAAUAUUGAAAUUUUCUGCUGACAAUUUGUUAAGAUGUGAUAUGGAGUCAAUGGUUGCAUUCCUUCAACAUGAAGGACCAUUAGCGUGGGAUAAACAUUCGAGUACUAUAUUUGAAAAUGCUUGUUCGCUUAAAUUGAAUACAAAAAAGAUGAAAAAAUUAGCGAAAGAAUACAUGACAAUGCGUAGUCAAGAACGAGAAGAACAAAUUGAAUUACGUCGUCUUCGUACUGAAAACGGAUUAUUAUUACAACGUUUAGCUCGUUUAGAAGAGGAAAGUGGAGUAAUGGCUGAUCGUUUAGUUAAAUGUCAAUUGAUUCGAGCACAAGAAGCUGAAACUACCAUUGCAUUACGUUGUGAAUUAUCUAUAUUAAGACGUGAAUAUGCUAAUUUAAAUUCUAAUUCUAAUUUAAUAACUAAUGAAUUUUUAUUGAAUAAUAAUAAUAAUAAAAGUGUUGAAGAUAAUGAUGAACAAGAUAAAUUAUUAUUGAAAUCAACCACAAUAAAUAAUGAUGAUGUACUACCAACGAAUGAACAGACAAUAAAUACUACUAUUUCCAAUACAAAUACAACAAUCACAAAUAUAUCUAACACAAAUCAGAAUUAUACCAUUAAUGAUACAGUACAUCAAUCACUUGUUAAUGGUUUCUCAUCACCUACUUAUAAUAUUCAGAAUGAUUAUACUACUAUUAAUACUACUACUACUAAUAAUAAUAAUAAUCAUAAUAAAACUUGUUCUUCUUCUUCUUCAUUACAUGAACAACAAUUAAAUAAUUCAUAUGAUUUUUGUACAUUACCAAGAUCAAGAAAUCGUGAUUAUCAAAUAAACAGUGGUAAUCAUUAUAAUGAAAUGAAAAAUGAUGAAUUAUUAUCAACUACUAUGAAUCAAUUACAAACAGAUUUAAUGAAUUCACGUUUUAAUGAAGCAGAUACUAAAAAAAUAUUACAUGAAUUACGAUGUAAAUUACAUGAAUUAGAAGAGUCAAAAUUGGAUCAAUCACUUCGAUCAGCUGAACAAAUUGCUGUAUUAAAAGAUGAAUUAUUUGGUGCAAAACUUCGAGAAACUGAAUUAAUAAAUCAAGUAGAAGAGUUAAAAAGAAGAAUUGAUGAUUUGAAUUCACUUUGGCAGGCACAUCUUGGGAAAUGUAAAUGUGUGAACAAUGAUACAAAACGUUCUUCACUUUGGAUUGGUUCUUUAAACUCACUGGAUUCACAUGAAACGAAUUUUAAGAUGAAAUUUUCUGACCGACUACUUGAAACACGAUUCGUCAAUCAAAUCAGCAGUUUAAAACAACAGAUUACUGAUUUAACUGUACAACAAGAAUUAUCUGAUCGUCGAGCUGAUCGUUUAGAUAAACGUGUCACUGAACUACUCGAAUCACGUACAGCAUUUCAAACAAGAGAACGUGAAUUAACACUGGAAUUAAAGCAAUUAGAACAGAAAUGUGCUGAUAUAGAAGCGAAGCGUAAAGCCGAUGGUGUUAUGUGGCGUAGUCGUGAAAUGGAAUUUAAAACUCAACUAGCUGAACGUAAACAAGGUUAUUUACAAUUGGAAUAUCAAUAUGAAAGUCUACUGACAUCACAACGUCUUCAAUCGAAAACCGAUAAUCAUGAAUUGAUGCUUAGAAAAUCAUCAUUGGAUUCUGAUAAAAUAUUAGAAAUGACUAAUAACACUAAUAGUACCACUGAACAUAAUGGUAGUAUCAAUAAUAAUAAUAAUGCUAAUCGUUUUACGCUUGGUAGUUAUUUAAAAUUUACUCAACCAAAUCCUCCAUCUGAUCCAUCAAAUUCCACUGUAUCUACACCAAAAUCAACAACAGAUAACAAAAUAGUGAAUUAUGAUAAAUCAUAUUGUCCUAUCAAUGGUGAAUUAUAUUCAAUGUGGAAAGAUUUACCACCAGCUGUUAUGACUGAAUCAAUUGGUCCAUUAGAAGAUCUUUGUCUUAUACCAGAUGAUCCAAUGAUUACAAGUGUUUACUUGAAUUCAUCUUCAUCAGCAACAUCAGCUACAACAACAACGACAACAUCUCCACCGUCAACUCCACCAUCUAUUAUAUCGAAUAAUCAUUUCUAGUCGAUAUUAUGCUUGUACGCUUUCAUGAUAUUUCUUGGUUAUACUGCUAAUAUUAGUAAUUUUUUAUAUUUACAUACAGUUACACAUAUAUACAUUCAAAUAUCUGUUGUUGUUAUGUAUUGUUUGACAUUUGUAUUCCAAGUGUAACUGAAGAGUUUUUUUUCCUUCCCUCCUCCUCCUCUCUCUUUCUCUAUCUCUUUUACAACUAAUCUACCUUCAUAUUGUAUAUCUAUUACAAUAUUUUGAUAUUUAAAUAUAUUCAUUUGUUGUUAGCAAUAAGGCAUAGAACACAUCGAUUUUUAAUGUAUAAUAUAACUGUUGUAAAUGGAUACCUCAUUAGUCUUUUCUUUGUUUAUUUAUUUCUCAUUAAUCACUUAUAUUACUUGAUCAUUUCAGUAAUAUUUUUCAUUGAAAACAUUUAAACAAACAUGAUUGAUACUUUUCUUUUUUUUUAAUUUAGAAAUUCUUAUUUAUUUCCGUCUAUAUAAAGAGAAAUGUUUUAGUCUUUCAGAUACUACUUAUAUCAUGUAUAAACAUACUUAUAUGUUUAGAACUUUUCUUCUUCUUCCUCUUUUAUCUGCUUGUUUGUUUGUUUAUUACCUCAUCACUGUUUUUCUCGUUGAAAAUUGUUAAUCGAUGUAUUAUUGUUUUUUCUCUCUCACAUUUUCUGAAGUUGUUUCCAAUGAUCACUAUCAUCAUUGUAUCUUCAUUGAAUAGAUUGAUAAUAAAAGAGUAUCAAUCAUGUAUCUAUGGAUAUAUACAUUCUUUUCUUUUGCAAUUAUUAAGUAAUCCAUUACGAUGAUUCAUUUGUGUACAUUAAGUUUAUUAUAGAAAUAUGAUCUGUUUGUAUAUGUUCAUCUUUGCCUGCUUUUCUUUUGCAUGAUAUUAACCCCGGUUUAUAAAUAUUAUGUAACUAUUAACUGCUGUUCAUUAUGUUAUGGAUUGAUCAAUGAUUAUAAUGACAUGAUUCCAACUUUUUAUCAUCAUCAUUAUUCUCCUUACUUUAUAAAAGGUAUCUGCUAUGGCAAAGUUGAUUUUUCUUACAUGAAGAUGAUUACAAAAACACGUCCAAUUAUUAUUAUUGUUAUGAUUACCAUGUUUUGUUUUUCACCCCCCAUUCUUUUUCUUGCCGUUGUUGUUGUUGUUGUGAUAAAAUAUUCUUUCUAGAUGUGUAUACACUACAUUCAUUUCAAGAUUAGAUAUUAUUAUUAUCAUUAUUCGUCUAUGAUUCAUGGGUUGUUGUUUUUUCUUUUCCUUAUUUCCUUUUACCCAUGUUAUAAGAAGAAAUGGGAUUUAUUUUAGAAAAGUUUGCCUCCUUUAUUAUUUUGCUUCAAAUGCAUUUAUAACGUAUUUUGCAUAUAUAAUAUAUAUGUUUCUAUAUAUUACUCUAUUUUUGAUGGAGUUUUGUUCUCAGAGCUGGAUAGUUUGAUCGUGGAGCUUACCUUGUUCAUCGUAGAAGACGUCUACCUGAAGUUUUUGCUGUGAUGAUGUCAUAUUCAGAUGAACGAUAAGAGGUCCACGAUCAUUCAUCUCAGAGAACAAAACUUCAUUAAAAUUAUCCUUUUGAGCUAUAAAUUUUCUCCAUCAUCUCAAAAUCAUAUGAGCAUGGUAUUGCUCUAUUGUAUAUGUUUUGUUUAAAGUGUAUUCUAUUACUUCCUAUUAAUGGUAAUGAUUAUUUGUUCAUUUGAACUAUAGACAAUCUAUUCAUUUACAUCGGAACACAACAUUAAUAUUCAUGUAAAUCAUUUUACUCUUUAUUAUAUAUCAGAGUAAAUGUUCUUUUUUGUGUUAGUGAGUGAGAAAAUAUAAAAAAAUAUUGAUUUUGAAAUCCGUUUCUUUUUUUUACUUUUUUUCUUUUUAUAUUUUAUUGAAAUCAUAAAGUUAUCCAUGUUAAAGUAUCAUUGAAAACCUAGUAAUCUAAUAACCCUAGCAAUCGAUGGUGAGAGACCUUGAAUUGUAAUAUUGCUCAAAAUCGUUUGAAAUGGCGUAGGUGCAUUCACUCUUUGUGUUCUCCUAAAUUCUAAUCUACUGAAUUCUUCAUAUCCCUCUUUUUUUUCUCUUUCCAAACUUAUUUCAUUGGAUUAUACUCCUUGAAUAACAUCUUCAAACCGUAAUGUUUCCUAUUACUGCUUAUAUUUUUACUAUCUCUACCACUAUGGGAUUUGAAUCGACAACUCUAUCUCUGUACUAAUGUCGUAUGGUAACUCGAACUGAUAUACGUACGUAUGAAGUUCUACGUUGUUACUGACUGACUAACAACCCUAUAUUGAAAAAUACUUUCAAUUUUGUUUGUAUGAUUGAAAGUUUGAAAUAUGAAACUGGUUGAAUAGUUUGUAUGAAUUAUUCACUAUACUCAUAUUGAUAUCUUUCUUUUUUCGAUAUAUAGAUGGUUUCAACAAUUUAUAUGAUCAAUAUAAAAUUGUACUACU